Messenger RNA from Lithohypha guttulata, 675 nucleotides. RefSeq lists its product as uncharacterized. The record is from RefSeq and is a predicted model, not a curated record. The coding region runs from base 1 to 675 and encodes 224 amino acids. The transcript has a single exon. Lineage: Eukaryota; Fungi; Ascomycota; Eurotiomycetes; Chaetothyriales; Trichomeriaceae.
AUGGAUGAGCUGGACGAAACCUCUUCACGAGUGGGCACGGGAAACAGUAAAGACAACUAUGUCUCAAGAGAUGCCGGAAGAAGACAAAUUGUGAAGAGCGGAACUGGUGUCGUCUCAGAACACGGCCACGAGCUGCAAAAGAUCAAGCCAAUGACAAAACACGCUGGGAAGAGUGUUACGACCUUCUUCACUGGGCUCUUCCAAACCAUUAUCGCCAUCAGUACUCUCGGCACAUCGGUCACCUUCUCUUUCAUCCUUUCAGCUAACACAGAUCUGUCAAAUCCGGCAGCAUACUAUAGCCAGGCUCAGGUCCAGACCUUCCUCGCAAUCAGUUGGCUUCUUUUCCUUCUUGCUCUAGCCUUUGCCAGCUUAGGAAGUACCUUGCUCACUUUCUUCCGAGCACAUUGGGAAAGAGAUUGGGAUGGUCAGCACGGCAAGCACAGUCAAUUCGAGGUCCAGGCUUAUGCUGUUCUCAUCAGUGGGCUUGUCGGAGGCCUUGUCGUAGCAGCUUUUAUCUUCCUCUGCUUGGUCGUGGUUGCCUACAGUCCUGUGGUCGGCUGGAUUGCUCUCUCCUUCACUGGUUGGUUUGGACUCGUGAUUGCCAUAUCGGUCCUUUGGCAAGUCCCAUGGCCUUGGAGAGAUAACGUACCAGACACAAGAACCAAGACACCUUGA